This is a messenger RNA of Centropristis striata (black sea bass), 5276 nucleotides long. RefSeq names its product protein MTSS 1-like. Gene Ontology annotation, cellular component: cytoplasmic side of plasma membrane; actin cytoskeleton. The transcript is spliced from 15 exons. Bases 335 to 2608 code for a protein of 757 amino acids. Gene Ontology annotation, biological process: adherens junction maintenance; positive regulation of actin filament bundle assembly; plasma membrane organization. The record is from RefSeq and is a predicted model, not a curated record. NCBI's taxonomy places the organism in Eukaryota, Metazoa, Chordata, Actinopteri, Perciformes, Serranidae. Gene Ontology annotation, molecular function: phospholipid binding; actin binding.
GCCUGACGCGCGUCCACGUCCCCUCUCGGCGGCGCGCUCCCGUCUCAGAUCAGAUCCAGGAGGAGCAGAGAGGAGCAGAGAGGAGGAGCAGCUGUGUGUGUGUGUGUGUGUGUGUGUCGUCUCUCGCUCCGCCAUGCAGACAUGGACCCAGUCCGCUCCGGGACUCUAAGCCCCGGCUCCGCUGCUGCUCGUGUCCGCCUCCUGCGCUCCUCCGGCCGGGGAAACCCGCCCUGACGCACCGCUGCCUGUCCUCCGUUUCUCCUCUCCUCCUCCUCGCGCCUCCUAUGGCCCCCAGGAGCCUCUGACUGCUUGUCUGUUCCCUUUAAAGCUGAAGAUGGAGACGGUGAUGGAGAGGGAGUGCAGCGCGCUGGGGGGGCUCUUCCAGACCGUCAUAGGCGACAUGAAGGGCAGUUAUCCUGUCUGGGACGACUUCAUCAGCAAGGCCAGUAAGCUGCAGUCACAGCUCAGGACGACGGUUGUUGCAGUAGCAGCGUUCCUGGACGCCUUCCAGAAGGUUGCCGACCUGGCGACCAACAGCCGAGGAGGAACCAGAGACAUCGGCUCGGCUCUCACCAGGAUGUGCAUGAGGCACCGCAGCAUCGAGGCCAAACUACGCCAGUUCUCCAUGGUGUUCCUGGACUGUCUCAUCAACCCUCUCCAGGAGCAGAUGGAGGAGUGGAAGAGAGUCGCCAACACUCUGGACAAAGACCAUGCCAAAGAGUACAAGAAGGCUCGUCAGGAGAUCAAGAAGAGAUCCUCAGACACUCUGAAGCUGCAGAAGAAAGCAAAGAAAGCUGAUGUCUUUGGACGUGGGGACCUCCAGCCCCAGCUGGACAGCGCCAUGCAGGACGUGAGUGAUAAGUACCUGCUGCUGGAGGAGACGGAGAAGCAGGCGGUGAGGAAAGCUCUGGUGGAGGAGAGGAGCCGCUUCUGUUACUUCGUGUCCAUGCUGAAGCCGGUCGUGGAGGAGGAGAUGUCGAUGCUGGGGGAGAUCACCCACCUCCAGACUCUAACAGACGACCUGAAGACUCUAACCAUGGACCCACACAAGCUGCCCGCCUCCAGCGAGCAGGUAAUCGUGGACCUAAAGGGGUCCGACUGCACCUGGUCCUACCAGACCCCGCCCUCGUCUCCGAGCACCACCGUCUCCAGGAAGUCCAGCAUGUGCAGCAGCCUGAACAGUGUGAACAGCAGCGACUCCCGCUCCAGCGGCUCCCACUGCCACUCCCCGACCUCCCACUUCCGUUACCGCGCCUCCUCCUCCUCCUCCUCCUCGGUGCUCCCCCAGCAGACGCCGGCCCGCCUCUCCUCCGUCUCCUCCCACGACUCCGGCUUCAUCUCUCAGGACGCCUUCCAGUCCAAGUCUCCGUCCCCCAUGCCCCCCGAAACCUCACAGUUGUCGAAUGGUUUUGAGCAUCACGUCGCCCCCUUUCUGCACGGAGCGGUACUGCAGGCUGCGGACACCCACCUCCACCUCCACCCUCCAUACUUCACCUCCUCCUCCUCCACCUCCUCCCCCAUCUCCUCGCCCUCCUAUUCGUCCAUUUCUCCCACGUGGCCCUGGUCUCGUGGGGACCCCGGGCCCCUCGGCCCCUCCGUGUUCGGAGUCAUCCCGUCGUCCAGAGUCCCGUCCUGGAAGGACUGGGCCAAACCGGGUCCUUACGACCAGUCGGUGGUCAACACCCUGAAGAAGAGCAAAGACAGGAGAGAGACUACAGAUCCCAGCAGCCACCAGGGCCAUGACAUCACCACACCGGGGGAGGAGCAACAAGGGGUUAAAGGAAGCCACGCUGUCAAAUCACCAAAGGAGGAGCGGGAGGCCCACGAGGAGCUGGCCCGGGCCCUGGCCAGGGGCCUCCAGCUGGACAUCCACGGCUCCAGCAGAGACUCUCUGCAGGGCUCCAGCGGCUACAGCAGCCAGACACACACACCCUGCUGCUCCGAGGACACCAUCCCCUCCCAAGUGUCCGACUGUGACUACUACUCUGUGGGAGCCGACCAGGAAGGCGACCAUCCGCCGUCUUCAGACUUUGAUAAAUCCUCGACCAUCCCCAGAAACAGCGACAUCAGCCAGUCCUACCGCCGCAUGUUCCAGUCCAAACGCCCCGCCUCCACCGCAGGGCUGCCCUCCAACCCCUCCGCCGUCAUCACCCCGGGGGUCGCCACUAUCCGACGGACACCAUCCUCCAAGCCGAACCUCCGCCGGCCCUCCGGGGGCCUCAGCUUGGGCCCCAUCCCCAUUAAGCCCCCCAUGAUCCCAGUCAAGACCCCCACCGUGCCCGACCACCCCGGGUUCCCCAGCAGGGCAGCGUCCGAGGACGGCAACUCACCCCGAACCCCGACAACCCCAUUGUCUCCAGGCAACGGCAUGCCGCCAUUAACGAGGUCCACCUCCUGGAACACCCAGCACCUGAGCGAGGGGUCGGACCCCCCCACCCCGCCACCGCAACCCGGCGGCCGGGUGUCGGAGUGGGAACGCCGGCCUCUCCCGGAGCUCCUGGAGGAGACCGAGUACAGCGAGGUGGAGGAUUUUCUGGUGGCGAUCCGACGAGGCGUCAAGCUCAAGAGAACGUCCACCAAUGACCGAUCAGCACCAAAUAUUCACUGAGACUAUUGAGGCCGUAGUUGCCUGAGUUUCGGCAAAUAUGCUCUUAAAAGGGACACAGAAUGGUUAUAAACAAGUAAAUGGAAGCAAACGUUGAGGAUUUGGAGGAAGUUGCCUAGAGAUUCUGAUCCGGGAUUAUUUUAGAAAAAUAACCCAACAAAACUUUGAAGGAAUAUUUGAUCAUGGUUCAAUGACUUCAUUAGAGAAAUAUACAAAAUCUACAUUUUGGUACAAAUUUUUUUACCACACUAGUCUCGAGACGAUAGAGAACGUAUGGUUACGUUGUAACCUUAGUUCUCUGAGUAAAGAGACUAUCUCUUUACUCGGAGAACUUAGGUUGCAACGUAACCAUACGUUCUCUAUCAUCUCGAGACCAUCUCUCCAGCUACCCAGUACAAUCGAGUAGUAAUCUAUAGCAUAUUUGGCCAAAGACAAAGUGCUUAAAUGACGGAAGACAACACUUCGGUUUGUGGUCUUACAGCCUGUAUCUACAUAAGUUUGGAAAUCCAUCCAUCCAUUUUCUUCCACUUAUCCGGGGCCGGGUCGCGGGGGCAGCAGGCUAAGCAGGGCAUUCCAGGCGCCCGUCUCCCCAAGUUUGAAAAUCUCUUAUCUGAACUGAUACAAACUGAAGAGUUAUCAAACAAAUGUGGGUAAAAGGUAGAAGCUUUUAUUCAUCCAGCAAAAAUGAAGUAUCAAUGGAUCGGUUAUGCCACAUGUUCUUGUUCGGGAACCUAAAAAAAGCACUUCUCCCUUUAAAAUAAUUCCUGAUUCCAGCUAACUUUCCCUCCAACUGAUCCUGGAUCAGUUCCUCUGGCCAACUUCCAAACAUAAAAGCCGAACACGUACAAGUUCGUUCUUGUAGCAGACACUACUAAAUGUUAAUGCGUGUGUUAUUGAGUUGAAGUGACGAUAGACGACGUAGGAUAAAAAAAAUCCUGGGAGGAUUGACGGAGUAUUUUCAAAAGAUCAAAUCAUUAUUUGUAUGUACAUAUUUAUAUUUUGACGUAUUUGUACGUUUUGUUUGUCAUAUGCUCCUUUUACAUCCCCGUAGUCUCCCAUUAUUUCCACUGAAAAGGUGCCAAAAGCCUGUGUGCUGAAUUUAUCUUAAAUAUUCUGUAUUUAAUUCAAACUAUGCUGGAUUUUUUUGCUGUAAAAACAUAGAUGGGGUGUUGGGUAAUGAAUAAAAAGAGACUGAAAGAAAGAUUUAGCUUCUACGCAAACUGAAAGAGUAUUUGUAUAUGUUAGGGUAGCUUGUUGAAGAGUUCAUUCAGAACUGAGUCGUUACAGUUAUUAACACAUACAGUAGAUUGACAUGCAUGUUCUUAAAGUCUGCCCAAAGUAUAAACAAUCAUUUUGGCUUUUAAAUUUAUAAGAUAUUUGAGCCCAUAUUAUUCCAGCUGGUGGAUAUUAACAGUGUCAGCGGUAGCGGAUCAGGAACUGUGGAUGCCUACAAGGUGCAGAUUUGUUCAGAUUUGAUUCACCAAACAAACAAAAACAAUCCAAAAUAAUGAAAGUUAUUAUUUGGUCAGUAUUUAUUUAUUUAACCUUUUUGUAAUUUGGGUUUUAUUGUUACAUUAGCAUUUAUUUCCUGUAAAGCACUUUAAACGAUCUGGAAUUGAUUCGAAAAAUGAGUAAAAAGAACAAAACAAGGGAAUCAAUAAUAUAAAUAUUAAGUACUCUUGCAGAAAGACGUUUUCUCUAUCGUCUCGAGACUUAUCUUCCCAGCUGGAGAGAUAGUCUCCUCACUCAGAGAACCAGGGUUACAACGUAACCCAACGAUCUGUGACUUUGUCGGCCUCCAUGUUCACGAACCCCUUUAGUUCAACUUGUUGCUAAUCUGCCAACUAACGUAGCAACCGUGUGUGUUAGCAGACACGUCCACGUCAUUAAUAGACGUCGUUACUACAGGUUCCGUGUUACUACUUAGCUAGAGUCAUUGGAGUAAUGUGGAUUAGUGUAUUGGUCUGUUGUAGUGAAGCCAGUGUGCUGAUGGUGAGUUUUAUUCGGCACAGAUAGAAAAAAACGGUUGUGGACGAGUCAAUGCAGGUGUAUUAAUUAUCAAGAAAAUGUCAGAAAUAGCUUGUUUUGUCUGAGAAUAUAAAACUGUUGGCAAUAAACUUAAGUAUUAGCCCAACUAAAAUAAAAACACUGUUCGUUCACUGUCCCAAUACAUCAAUGGACACCAAUGGCGCCAAUAAGAAGUGUACAUUUUUUUGGAAUAACAGAUAAAUAUGUAUACUGGUCUGAACUCUAGCCUGCUUAAGUCCUGAACCGUCUGUGCUUACUCGCCAUCAAACACCAACCGACCAACUGGUACGUAGAGAGUUUUUCAGGUGGUUUAACACUCUGGUAGCCAUCUUGGAGGUCUUUAACUCUUUGGCAACUGAUUACUUUCCCCAGUUUAUGCAAUUUGGUUUUUCUCAACAGAAUUCAAGGGACAAUUGACAUUUUUAACGUUUGAUGUUUUCACAUUUCUUUCAAUGCAGCCUUAAAUUCAUCAUUUGGACACUAGAACUUCUUUUCCUGGCAAGACCCGUCCUACGUAGCAGCCGGAUUGUUUGUGGUUAGGUGCUGAUCUUGAGCAGCGUAUUGGUCCGUCAGGGGACUGGACCUGAACCAAACCUGGACCUCAUGCUAAUGCUGCAAAAGGCGGGUCUUGCUAAGAAAGCGA